Messenger RNA from Castor canadensis (American beaver), 959 nucleotides. RefSeq names its product olfactory receptor 13C7-like. NCBI's taxonomy places the organism in Eukaryota, Metazoa, Chordata, Mammalia, Rodentia, Castoridae. Gene Ontology annotation, cellular component: membrane. The record is from RefSeq and is a predicted model, not a curated record. Gene Ontology annotation, molecular function: G protein-coupled receptor activity; olfactory receptor activity. Gene Ontology annotation, biological process: G protein-coupled receptor signaling pathway.
AAUGGAAGCAUCCAAUCAGUCCACUGUGACCGAAUUUGUUUUGCUGGGCCUCUCUGCACAUCCAAAGCUGGAGAAAACGUUCUUUGUGCUCAUCUUGUCCACGUACCUGGUGAUCCUGCUGGGCAAUGGAGUCCUCAUCCUGGUGACCAUCCUUGACUCCCACCUGCACACGCCCAUGUACUUCUUCCUGGGGAACCUCUCCUUCCUGGACAUCUGCUACACGACCUCCUCAGUUCCUCUAGUCCUGGAUGGUUUCCUCACUCCCAGGAAAACCAUCUCCUUCUCAGCCUGCGCUGUGCAGAUGUUUCUCUCCUUUGCCAUGGGAGCCACAGAGUGUGUCCUCCUGGGCAUGAUGGCGUUUGACCGCUAUGUGGCCAUCUGCAGCCCCCUUCGGUACCCUGUGGUCAUGAGCAAGGCUGCCUAUGUGCCCAUGGCUGCUGGCUCCUGGGUGGCUGGUGGAGCCAACUCCUUGGUGCAGAUCUCUCUUGCAGUACAAUUGCCCUUUUGUGGGGACAAUGUCGUUAAUCAUUUCACCUGUGAGGUCCUGGCAGUGCUGAAACUGGCCUGUGCUGACAUCUCCAUCAACGUGGUCAGCAUGGCAGUAGCCAAUGCAAUCUUCCUGGGCGUCCCAGUCCUGUUCAUCUCUUUCUCCUAUGUCUUCAUCAUUGCCACCAUCCUGAGGAUCCCCUCAGCUGAGGGGAGGAAAAAGGCCUUCUCCACCUGCUCUGCCCACCUCACAGUCGUGGUCAUCUUCUAUGGGACCAUCCUCUUCAUGUAUGGGAAGCCCAAGUCCAGGGAUCCACUUGGGGCAGACAAGCAGGACCUUGCAGACAAGCUCAUCUCCCUGUUCUAUGGACUUCUGACCCCCAUGCUGAACCCCAUCAUCUACAGCCUGAGGAACAAGGAUGUUAAGACUGCUGUGAGGGAACUGGUGAGUGCAAAAUGCCUCCCUCAGUGAU